GGACAGGCGAGAGGGAGAGAGGGAGGGAGCGCGCGGAUUCCGGUUGCUCGCUGUUUGAUGCGCUGCGGGCGCGGCUGCAGCUUCCUCCGUCCAGGCGUCCACCCGAUGCCGCUCCUCGCCACCCCACCCUAUAUAAUGCCGCGCACGUCAGCGGCCACCGCGGGCCCCGCCACUGCCACCUCUUCCGGUACCUGCUCCCUCCGGGUCCGCCUCCGCGCACCAGGGAGAUCCGCCGCCGCCGCCUCCUCCUCCCGGCUCCCUCGCGCCAUGGCCGCCACCGGAGCCGAUGCCGCCGCCGCUCCCCCGUCCCUGCUCGUCUUUUCAGGUGGAACAGCAUUUAAUGGCGUCGUAGAAGAGUUGAAGAAAGUGACUACCCGGGUUGCGCAUGUCCUACCAGUUUCUGAUGAUGGUGGAAGCACAGCUGAGAUUGUUCGUGUUCUUGGUGGACCUGCUGUGGGUGACAUAAGAUCAAGAUGCUUGAGAUUGUCCGAUGAAAGCACUUUGGAAGCACUCUCCGUCCGGAGAUUGCUUGGGCACCGUUUGCCUCUUGAUCCUUCAGAAGCAAAGCUGGAGUGGUACCAUAUUGUGGAAGGAGAACACUCUUUAUGGGAUGGUGUCUCUCGUCCCUACAGGGAAACAAUCCGUGCAUUUUUGGUCUACUUCCAUAAUGAGAUCCUUCGGCGACCAGUUGAAACAUUUUCCUUCACCAAUGGCAGCAUUGGGAAUUUCUUUUUUGCUGGCGCACGCAUAUUCUUCCAGUCUUUGGAUGCUGCGAUCUUUUUGUUUUCACGUGUGUCACAAAUCCCUGCGGAAAGUCUUGUGCUUCCAGUAAUAUCCACAAAUGACAGGCUUACUCUGGGGUGUGAAUUAUGGGAUGGAACUAUUAUCCGAGGCCAAAAUGAAAUAUCACAUCCAAGCAAUGGCCGUAGAGAAGUAGUUGACAAGAACUGUAAUUCAUGCACCGCACUUCCUUCAAGCAUCAAGCGCGUCUUCUACAUGUCAAGUGAAGGUUGCAACCUAUUGCAUGAGGUGUUUCCUGAAGCUAACCAUACAGUUUUGGAGCAGCUAAGUAAGGUGGAUUGCAUUGUAUAUGCGAUGGGGUCGCUAUUUACAUCAGUUUGUCCAUCACUGGUACUGCGUGGCAUUGGUGAGACUAUAGCAUCAAGGUCCAUUCCCAAGGUACUUCUUUUAAAUGGAUCACAUGAUAGAGAAACUAUUGGGCUGUCUGCUUCUGGCUUUGUGACUGCAAUUACGGAUUCUCUAAAUCGGACAUAUGGUGAUCCUGACAAAAGUCUAAAGUAUCAUCCCAAAGACUAUGUUAAUGCCAUAUUGGUUCCUGAAGGAGGCCAAAUUCCUUUAGAUGUUGAAAAUUUGGCAUCUAAAGGAAUUUUUCAUGUGUUAACCGUGAAAUCUGUACGCGACACGAAGGUGGGUGUCAUAUUUGAUCCGCAGUCUUUAAUCCAAGCUCUGACCGGUCUGAUAUCCGAGCACAUGGAUGCAUGCCUCGCGGAACCUGACCCUCUAACUGAAAACGUGACGUCUGUAUGCUGAAUCUCUGAAGGAUGCACUUUCAGGUACAUAGUAUGCCAGUCCUAUUCUUAUCAUGUUAGUGGUCCUACUUCAGAUAGUGCUGCAGGUUUGCACCAAAAUGACACGGUUGAAAGGAAAACCUAAAAUGUAUAACAGUAGGUUUUAGUCUCCCUCUCGAAAGAACUGUCAUUCAUUUCAGUUCUGGUGAAUAGCGAUGCUUCCAGACGAUUCCAGUGCCUGCUUCGGUUGCCAGUUCUACUUCCUAUUUGGCACUACUGUGGGAAAGCCAAUAGGGCAAGCUGAUUAAAACAUCUAAAUAUGUGACACUUACGACAGUCUCAGUGCAUUUGUAUCUAAUUAAGUUAUAGCUAGGUACUGUAUAACUGUCCUAGUGGCUUGUAUCUUUGUGUUGUAUCUAAAAUUGUUGAAUUGAGCAUGUCGUUUAUGAUCUACUUGGCAUUUUAACCA
Molecule: messenger RNA, 1998 nt
Organism: Triticum dicoccoides
Lineage: Eukaryota; Viridiplantae; Streptophyta; Magnoliopsida; Poales; Poaceae
Exons: 13
Coding region: 58-1551 (497 amino acids)
Molecular function (GO): LPPG:FO 2-phospho-L-lactate transferase activity
Source: RefSeq, a predicted model, not a curated record